Manduca sexta (tobacco hornworm) is the source of this 1059-nucleotide messenger RNA. RefSeq lists its product as uncharacterized. Lineage: Eukaryota; Metazoa; Arthropoda; Insecta; Lepidoptera; Sphingidae. The transcript has a single exon. The record is from RefSeq and is a predicted model, not a curated record. Bases 272 to 1018 code for a protein of 248 amino acids.
AUGACCAUAGAUAAUUUAAAAUUAAAAUCAGCAACGUCACUCCUGUAACUGCCGAAUUAUGCUAUAAAGUUAAAUAAAAACAAAAAAUAAUCCGUAACUGAAAUGAAGAAGUAAAGGUAACAUCGCAGUUGGGGUGAGAUAUGCUCAUCAUCAUGAAUCCUUUUGAGUACUUCCAGACCAUCAUCCCAACGUUAGAAGACUACAGAUGGCUGAUAGAGAUAGCAAACGAUUGUUAUCCCAUCGCAGUGAUGUCUAGAAUGCACAUAGCAUAAUGGUGUUAGAUAAAGAUUAUGAGAAGCGUAAAUACACGGUGAGGAAGGGCGCGCCUAUACCCAGACUGAUUUCUGAGGGCGCCAUCCCUCCUGUGCCCUCCAGCUUGUUUUCCAGCACCUACAGCGCCUCAGCUGUAGCUGACAUUGAAACAGUUACCAGCCUAACUCCUGAGAACACGCUGAGCAUGGUCAGUACCCCAUGGAGUACAGAAACUUGGAACACUGACCAAGAAUCUCUAGAUACUUACGCAUCGUGGUUGAGUACGGACGCAUUGCCAGCUUCUUCCCUUAGCCCAGAACCUGUUAGCACAUCAUCUUAUGGCGUGACCAGCCCUUACCACAGCAGCAGUAAGAAUACCCUGACGUUACUGAGUAGUGCGAUCACGCCGAGCACGAGUAGACAGAUGCCUCUGCUGCAUAGAAUGCCGGAGUGUUCAGAAACGGUUAGUACGUGGACUAUGGAGACUUUCACCAGCACUGGCAUUUUAUCUGACGCAAAUAUUCUGAGGGUUCAGUUCCCCUGGAGUCCUUGCACGAUGGCUAGUGAGUCGGAGUUGUACCCGAGUUCGCUCGAAAGUUACGAAUCUAGGAAGGUCAGCAGGGUUUCGGUAACUGGUACUCCAGCUGAGAGGGACUCCCCGACACCCAUGAACUACAAUUUCCACGGGAAACAUGAUCAGGAUCCUAUCGUGGACUGGUUAAGGGUAAAGCUGAAAGGGCUCGGUGUCGUAAACGUUCGGGUGUGAAAAAAAAAUAGCAAAAACAAUAAAUAAUUUUAUUGAAAUAA